Molecule: messenger RNA, 1114 nt
Organism: Brassica oleracea var. oleracea
Lineage: Eukaryota; Viridiplantae; Streptophyta; Magnoliopsida; Brassicales; Brassicaceae
Product: PXMP2/4 family protein 4
Exons: 4
Coding region: 81-899 (272 amino acids)
Cellular component (GO): membrane; cytoplasm
Source: RefSeq, a predicted model, not a curated record
UCUGUUCUAUUUCUUCUUCUCCUCCUCCGCCGUUAUAUAUAAAACCCUUCCCCGAAACCCUCGGAGCUACAUCACGAGCAAUGACCGGCGCAUUGUUCAGAAACGCUGCCUCCGACGCCGCUCGGAUCUUACGUUCACACCGAACGUCCGCGGCGAAUCCUCUCGGAAAGCUCGAUCUUUUACCACGAGGAGGAGACGUCCGGCGAUUUCAGCCGAGGCCUUAUUUUCGCACGCCGCAGUUUCUCGGGAGAUCAAAGGAAGCAAGAGUCUCUCCUUAUUCACUUAUCUCCGGUUUCUGCUCUUCUUCUUCCUCUUCUUCCUCGACAGCCUCUACUGCGUCGUUUGUAAAGACAGGGUUCGUGGGAUGGUAUUUGAGCAUGUUGAAAACACGGCCGGUUCUGACUAAAUCCGUCACGUCUUCUCUUAUCUACAUAGCCGCUGAUUUGUCUUCACAGUCAAUUCCUCAAGCUUCUUCCGAGUCUUAUGACUUGGUGAGAACAGCUAGGAUGGCUGGUUAUGGUUUACUGAUCUUAGGUCCUACGCUUCACUAUUGGUUCAAUCUUAUGUCAAGACUCUUCCCGAAGCGAGAUCUGAUCACAACGUUUAAGAAAAUGGCCAUGGGACAGACGGUUUAUGGUCCUACCAUGAACGUUAUUUUCUUCUCGCUGAAUGCAGCUCUACAAGGUGAAAACGGAUCAGAGAUAAUUGCUAGAUUGAAAAGAGAUCUACUUCCCACGAUGCUGAACGGUGUCAUGUAUUGGCCUAUGUGUGAUUUUAUUACAUUCAAGUUCUUCCCAGUUCAUUUACAGCCACUUGUGAGUAACUCGUUUUCGUAUCUUUGGACUAUCUACAUAACUUACAUGGCUGGCCGUGAGAAACCAACUCCCAUUGCUAGUUGAAACAUUUCUGUUGCAAACCCUUCUCACACGCCCAACUUUUAUCUAUAUGGAGAAUUCAAUUAUGUUAGUCAAAAAGGAAGGAAGCAGAGCCUUCUUCUACAUUCUUUGUUUUUUCUCUGAAGAUUUCAGAGUAAAUGUAAAGACUUUGAAGAACACAGCAUUUGGAUAUCACUCUUAGAUUUAACUCAGCUUGGCGUUUAUACUUUUAUGUAAUA